Messenger RNA from Mytilus californianus (California mussel), 3384 nucleotides. Its product is annotated as mediator of RNA polymerase II transcription subunit 4-like. The record is from RefSeq and is a predicted model, not a curated record. Gene Ontology annotation, cellular component: core mediator complex; mediator complex. The coding region runs from base 62 to 838 and encodes 258 amino acids. NCBI's taxonomy places the organism in Eukaryota, Metazoa, Mollusca, Bivalvia, Mytilida, Mytilidae. Gene Ontology annotation, molecular function: transcription coregulator activity. Gene Ontology annotation, biological process: regulation of transcription by RNA polymerase II. The transcript is spliced from 6 exons.
UCGAUUGGUUCACAAAUUUUGCACACUCUAUCAGCAUAAUUUAUUGGUCAAAUAAUUCAGCAUGGCUUCCUCCAUCAGCACUAAACAAAAACUUUUACAACAAAUUGAUGAUGUUGAGCUUAUAUCUAAGGAAUUAUUUGAGAUAAUGAGCACACCUAAAGGACAACAAAGACCUGAUGCCCCAGAUACAAUGAAUCUGAUGGACCUUCUAGUCCAUAAGGAUAAAGAAAUUAAAGAAUCAUUAAAAACAGCGGCAGAACAAGCAGAGAUACAGAAAACAAUAGAUGAAUUAAAAACAGAGGUAGAUAAAAGAGAUGCCAAUAUAAAACAGUUACAGACCAGUCUGAAAGAAGCUGAAACAAUUCUGUCAACAGCUAUAUAUCAAGCCAAGAAGAAACUGAAUGGUAUACAGCAGGCAAACAAGAAAAAAGUGUCAUCUGAAGAGCUGAUCAAGUUUGCACACAGGAUCAGCGCCAGUAAUGCAGUUGCCUCACCUCCCACAUGGGCUCCAGGUGAUCCUAGAAGACCAUAUCCUACAGAUUUUGAAAUGAGAUUAGGAUUUUUAGGAAAGGCUGGUGAUUUACCUGCUGGAGCUCAUAUGCUACAGUCACAGGGGUCAUAUGGAGAACCAAUGUCUAGUAAUAGGUCAUCAGCUAAUACAUCAAUGGACCAUGGUCCAGGAUCACAGUCAACAACAUGGCAGCAAUCAUCAGACUUACAUCACACAUUAAGUUCUACUUCAGGAAUCUUAUCAGAAAUCAAGGGACAUAACAAAGAAAAUGAAGAUGUUGGAUUUAUGUCAAGUGACUCCUCUAGUAGUAGUUCUAGUGAUGAAUGAUAUUGGAAGAACAUGAAUGUGUUAAAUAACUAGCCUUACAAUGAACAGGUGGCAUACUGUGUAAUUGUGCUUAAUUUGAUGUAGUAGAGAGCAAGGCUUCUUGGAAAGCCCUUUUAUUGUUUCAGUACGAGUAUGUCUAGGCUUUAUACUUGAAAAGUUCUAUAAGUCUGUAAAGGAGAGAAGUAAAUAGAAAGGUAUAUGAACUUCAUAAGUAUGAUAGAUGGAUAUGUGAAUGUUACUAAGAGCAGCUUUUGUUGUUUAUCAUUAUACCUGUUGUAGCCUUCAUUGAAUAUAGUAGUGUGAGAAUGAGAGUAUCAUUAUUGUAUUACUGAAGAGAAACAGCAAUGAAAGUCAUAAUUUUUUUCAUGAAAGUUCAAUGAAAAAUAGAAAAACAAAAAAAUAUGAUCAGCAAUUGCAAUUUUUUUUUUUUAGAUAUUAACAGGCAUCAACAUUUAUGCUACUUUUAGAUGUUGACGCCUCAUUUACAUGAGUUUACGGUUACUGUACUUACUACUUGUUUACACCACUUGCCAUCAUCUGCUUCCAAUAUGUAUGCUGUCAAUCAUACAUUUAAACUCUUUAGGAAUCUUUUAAGGUUUCAGUCCUGAAAAAUGUAUCUUUCAAUGUAUGUUUCACAGAUAACGACGGAUAUGUUCCAGUUGUCGUAACUACAAUCCCAUCCCCUUUUCCACGAAUGUGACCUACCAAAUUAGACUUGUCAUCGGGUUUGUACUUACAUGAGCAACACUAUAGGUGCCACAUGUGGAGCAGAAUCUGCUUACACUUCCGUAGCACAUGAACACCCCCAGUUUUUGGUGGGGUUCUUGUUGCUCAGACUUUAGUUUUCUAUGUUGUGUUUUGUGUACUGUUGUUUGUCUGUCGGUCUUUUUAUACGGCCGCAAAACAAAUUUGCGGUCGUAUAUUGGUAUGACGUUGGCGUCGUCGUCGUUGUCGUAGUCCGGCGUCUUCGUCCGAAGACACAUUGGUUUUCGCACUCUAACUUUAGUUUAAGUGAAUGGAUCUCUAUGAAAUUUUAUCAUAAGGUUCAAUACCACAAAAGAAAGGUUGGGAUCGAUUUUGGGGGUUAUGGUACCAACAGUUAAGGAAUUAGGGGCCAAAAAGGGGCCAAAAAUAAGCAUUUUUGUAACUUCCAGACAUAACUUGUGUGUUAGUGUAUGGAUCUCUCUGACAUUGUACCACAAGGUUCCAUAUCACAAAGGGAAUGCUGGGAUUGAUUUAGGGGGUAAUUGCCUCAAAAGUUUAGGAAUUAGGGGCCAAAAACAAGCAUUUUUCUAGUUUCAUGACAAUAACUUGUGUGUAAGUGUAUGGAUCUUUCUGAAAUUGUACUACAAGGUUCCAUAUCACAAAGGGAAAGCUGGAAUUGAGUUUGGGGGUAAUUGCCCAAAACAUUUAGGAAUAAGGGGCCAAAAAUAAGCAUUUUUCUAGUUUCCAGACAAUAACUUGUAUUCAAGUGUAUAGAUCUCUCUGAAAUUGUACUGCAAGGUACCAUACCACAAAGGGAAGGCUGGGAUUGAUUUUGGGGGUAAUUGCCUCAAAAUUUUUGGAAUUAGGGGCCAAAAAGGGGCAAAAAACAAGCAUUUUUCUAGUUUCAGGACAAUAACUUGUGUGUAAGUGUAUGGAUCUAUAUGAAAUUGUACUACAAGGUUCCAUAUCACAAAGGGAAAGCUGGGUUUGAGUUUGUGGGUAAUUGCCCUAAACGUUUAGGAAUUUGGGGCCAAAAAGGGGCCUAAAAACAAGCAUUUUUCUAGUUUCCAGACAAUAACUUGUGUUCAAGUGUAUGGAUCUCUCUGAAAUUGUACUGCAAGGUACCAUACCACAAAGGGAAGGCUGGGAUUGAGUUUGGGGUUGAUGAAUCAUAAGGGGGUUCAAAAAAUUUGGGGGAGGGAUUUUUUUUUCCUUUUUUUUCUUUAAAAUUUUCCAUAUUAAAUUGGUUAUUUCUGAUUUAUAUAUAAAAGCAAAUAAUAAUGAUUAGAUUUGAAUAGGUAAAUUAAAAUUUUUUAAGUUCUUAGACCACGUUCAUUCUGUGUCAGAAACCUAUGCUGUGUCAAAUAUUUAAUCACAAUCCAAAUUCAGUGCUGUAUCAAGCUUGAAUGUUGUGUCCAUACUUGCCCCAACUGUUCAGGGUUUGACCUCUGCGGUUGUAUCAAGCUGCGCCCAGCGGAGCAUUUUAUUAUUUUUAAGCCAUGACGUCAGUUUAUUUUUGACUUAUGUCAUGAGUUUGAAUGUCCCUUUGGUUCCUUUUGCCUCUCUUUCUCAAUUCCUUGAAAAGGAAUGAUUUUUUAUAUAAAGUAUACCAAUCAUUAUUGAAUAUGUUACACCAUAGAAGAAACAUUAAAACAGCAUUUUUGAUCAAUAUAUUUUACAGACAGAUUAAAAAAGAGUAAAUAUAAUGAAAUAAUGAUGAGAUAAUGAUCCUUGAUAAAAUCAGUAGUUUUAGGGCAUACAAUCCAAGAUGCAACUUUACUCUGUAAAUUCAAAAAGUAUGUACUAAAUAAUGAAUAAAUAAAUAAAUAUAUUAAAACCUG